Messenger RNA from Camelina sativa (false flax), 2305 nucleotides. RefSeq lists its product as uncharacterized. Lineage: Eukaryota; Viridiplantae; Streptophyta; Magnoliopsida; Brassicales; Brassicaceae. The record is from RefSeq and is a predicted model, not a curated record.
UUUUCGUUUAGACACGACGACACAGACACACGAGUAAACAAACAAAGGCUUGAAAAUUGAACUUCCUCUACGUGUUGUUUAGCUUCCUUUCACAAAUCUCCCAAAAACGCGAUCGUCUCUUCUUCUUCUUCAAUCCCCUCAAGAAUCUCCAGAUUUUCGCGGAAAAAAAAGAAAGAAAUGGACAACAAUGGAUCUCAAGAAAUGACUGUGCCAGUCGAAGGGGUGGCUGGUGGAGGUACAGCUUAUGGGUUUAAUGAUGCUGAGCCACUUAAACAAUCUACGGAUCCUUCAGAGGUUCCAACUGCUGAUCUGGUGAAUGUUUGGUGUAUGCCAAAUACGGUUAAUGUUGGUUCACAAGAAACACCUAGACCUCUAGAGCCUAUAAACCUUUUGGCGGCUAGGAAUGAGAGAGAAAGUUUUCAGAUCGCCAUGCGUCCCAAAGUUUCUUGGGCUGCCUCUAGCCCUUCAGGGAGUGUUCAGGUUCAGUGCAGUGACUUAUGCUCUUCAGCUGGAGAUAGAUUGAUUGUUGGCCAGUCGCUUAAGUUGCGGCGAGUGGUGCCUGUCCUAGGUGUUCCUGAUGCUCUAGUACCCCUUGAUCUACCUGUUUCUCAACUUAGCUUAUUACCAGGAGAAACAAGUGUGAUUUGGGUCUCAAUAGACGUUCCUAAUGGGCAGCCUCCUGGUCAAUAUGAAGGAGAGAUCAUUGUUUCUGCAAUGAAAAGUGGUGAUGGAGGCUGUUCAGGUCACUUGGGAAAGCAAGAGAAGGAUCAGCUUUGUAUGGAACUUAACAACUGUCUUGAUAUUAUGGAACCAAUAGAGGGGAAACCCAUGGAUGAAGUGGUAGAAAGAAUAAAAUGUGCAAGUUCGUCAUUAAGAAGAAUUCUCAUCUCUCCAUCAUUUUCGGAGUUCAUUUCAACAAAUGGAUCAACCGAUAUGAUGGAAGAAGAUGUUGUUUCAAACCUUUCCCUGCGUAUCAAGCUAAGAUUGACAGUUUGGGAAUUUAUUAUUCCAGUUACUCCAUCACUCCCUGCUGUUAUUGGCGUCUCUGACACUGUAAUCGAGGAUCGUUUUGGUGUUGAACAUGGAAGUGAAGAGUGGUACGAGAAACUGGAUCUCCAUUUUAAGUGGCUUCUUCAGUAUCGGAUCAGUCCAUAUUUUUGCAAAUGGGGUGAAAGCAUGCGUGUCUUGACAUACACCUCACCAUGGCCUGCCGAUCAUCCGAAAUCUGAUGAAUAUUUGUCCGAUCCAAGGCUUGCGGCGUAUGCAGUACCAUAUAGACAAGUUAUAGCUGGGGAUGAUUCAAGGGAAAGUUAUCUGCGCAAAGAAGUUGAGAUAUUGAGGACUAAACCCCAUUGGAACAAAGCUUACUUUUACUUGUGGGAUGAGCCACUAAAUAUGGAGCACUUCGAUAACGUUCGCAAGAUAGCCAGUGAAAUUUAUGCCUAUGCCCCGGAUGCUCGUGUGUUGACUACAUAUUACUGUGGACCGGGUGAUGCGCCUCUUGCUCCAACGCCCUUCGAAUCUUUUGUCAAAGUUCCAAAUCUUCUUCGGCCUCAUACUCAGAUAUACUGCACAAGUGAGUGGGUGCUUGGUAACCGGGAAGAUUUGGUGAAGGAUAUUCUUGAGGAGUUGCAGACAGAGAAGGGUGAGGAAUGGUGGACAUACAUAUGCCUUGGACCUUCGGAUCCUCACCCAAAUUGGCACCUGGGGAUGCGUGGGACACAACAACGUGCAGUAAUGUGGCGCGUGUGGAAAGAAGGUGGAACCGGGUUCUUGUACUGGGGUGCAAACUGCUAUGAAAAGGCCACGGUUCCAAGUGCCGAGGUAAGGUUCAGGCGUGGUCUUCCCCCUGGUGAUGGAGUUCUUUACUACCCCGGUGAAGUAUUCUCAUCUUCGUCAGAGCCCGUUGCUUCACUUAGGCUAGAGCGUCUUCUAAGUGGGUUACAGGAUUAUGAGUACUUGAAGCUGUAUGAGUCAAAAUACGGAAGAGAGGAAGCAAUGGGGCUAUUGGAGAAGACAGGGGUGUAUAUGGGACCAGAGCGAUACACUUUGGAACAUAGACCAAUCGAUGUAUUGCGAGGAGAAGUGUACAACACAUGUAGACCAUCUUGAGUAACGACAUCAUUUUGUAUCUAUAAAAACUCUGUUAGCCGUAAGUUAGUGAUAUAAAAAAAAAAAAAGAAAACAUAUGAAGAAAAAUCUUACGAAGUCUAGAAUUUGUUGUUUUGUUUUAUGAUUAUAUGUUGUGAAAAGGGUUUAUUAGUAUGAUAGAUAAUACAAUACAAUAGUAUAGAUUUGGCUUCUA